Molecule: messenger RNA, 1840 nt
Organism: Diachasmimorpha longicaudata
Lineage: Eukaryota; Metazoa; Arthropoda; Insecta; Hymenoptera; Braconidae
Gene: eIF3l
Product: eukaryotic translation initiation factor 3 subunit L
Exons: 4
Coding region: 134-1747 (537 amino acids)
Biological process (GO): translational initiation
Cellular component (GO): cytoplasm; eukaryotic translation initiation factor 3 complex
Molecular function (GO): translation initiation factor activity; protein binding
Source: RefSeq, a predicted model, not a curated record
UGAUGGUAGGAUGCAACCAUGCCAAGUCCAACAGCAGCCAUUACCCAUAUGAGAAAUCCACGCCACUCGUUCACUCCUUGUGCUCCGACUCGUGCAUUUUAGGUUAGACCCACCUCUGUCACAUUUUUGCACCAUGAGUUACGACGAUUAUAACGAUCAGUAUGACAACUACGACGAGUACUCUGGCCCCGAGGUACGCGCAGAACCGUAUGACAGAUACAGAACAGUCCCCGAGGUUGUUCGCAAGUUUCUCAUCUACUUCAGGAACUGUAUAAACGAGGGAAUGAUCUUCGAGAUUCAGAACCUCUAUGAGAACACUUUUCCCAAGAUAUCAGAGCAGUUAUUCGAGAAGCAGCCGUGGCCUGAGGACUCGGACAUUGCUCACAUAGUCGAGAACGAUACGGUCUUCCUGAUCCUGUACAAGGAACUCUACUACCGUCACAUCUAUGCGAAGAACCAGCCGAGCUUGGAGCAACGAUUCGGCUCGUUCUACAAUUACUGCGAUCUUUUCAAUUAUAUCCUCAAUCCCGACGAGCCUGUGCAGCUGGAACUACCUGACCAGUGGCUUUGGGAGCUCAUCGAUGAGUUUGUGUAUCAGUUUCAGUCAUUCUCCCAGUACAGGGCUAAUCUUGCUAAUAAGAGCUCUGAGGAACUUGAAAACUUGGCGACUCAUCAUAAGAUAUGGGAUGUCCUGUGUGUCCUCAAUGUUCUACAUUACCUGGUAGACAAAUCCAAGAUCAAGAGUCAAUUGGAAGUGUUCGCCAGUGGUGGAGAUCCUGAUUCUGUUGCUGGGCCUUUCGGCAAGCAUCCACUCUACAAAAUGCUGGGUUACUUUGCUCUGAUUGGUCUUCUUCGACUUCAUUCACUUCUCGGUGAUUAUUACCAAGCCAUCAAAGUCCUGGAGAACGUCGAGAUCUACAAGAAGAGUGCAUACUCUCACGUUCCUGGAUGCCAAAUUGCAACUGCUUAUUACGUGGGAUUCGCCUACAUGAUGAUGAGAAGAUAUUCCAAUGCCAUCAGGACUUUCUCUGGAAUUCUUCUUUACAUCCAGCGCACCAAACAAGUGUUCGCUGCCAGGAGCUACCAGAACGAUCAGAUCAAUAAGCAGACAGACCAGAUGUAUCAUCUCUUGGCCAUCUGCCUUGUUCUUCAUCCCCAGUGCAUUGAUGAGGGCCUCCAGCAGCAGCUGAGGGACAGGAACUACCACGAGAAGAUGUACAAGAUGCAGUAUGGAGAUCUUUCCGAGUUCGAGGCGUGUUUCACGUAUGCCUGCCCCAAAUUCCUAUCAUCCGUACCACCUAGCCCUGAUAGCGAGAAGGAGGAUUAUACUAAGGAUGCUAUCAAACAUCAGACUCAGGUGUUCAUGGAUGAAGUCAUUCAGCAAAAAAUGCUUCCAACAAUCAGAUCCUACCUGAAGCUCUAUACCACACUUCCACUGAACAAACUGGCAACAUUCAUGUGCAGCUCGUCACGUCCCGAUGAGAAUUGGGAUCUUGAUAAGGAGGUAGCCGGGUUAACGAUUCAUCUCCUCUGUUUCAAGCACAAGAUGAAGAAUAUUGUGUGGACCAAGGGUGCAUCUGGCCUCGAUGGAAAAUUCCAAUCUGGGUCUGAGUUGGACUUUUACAUUGAUCAUGAUAUGAUCCACAUCGCUGAUACCAAGGUGGCUCAUCGCUAUGGUGACUUCUUCAUCCGAAAAAUCCUGAAAUUUGUAGACUUAAACCGUAAAUUACAUCUUUUUAAGAUUUAAUGGUACUUCCACAAAUGUACGUUUCUAUGUUUUUUCACCAGAAUAAGAGCAGACGAGUGUCCGGGUUCAAUAUAUUCAGUGAAGCAACCUUCA